Messenger RNA from Plectropomus leopardus (leopard coralgrouper), 1056 nucleotides. Lineage: Eukaryota; Metazoa; Chordata; Actinopteri; Perciformes; Serranidae. The record is from RefSeq and is a predicted model, not a curated record.
GAGGAGGAGGCGCUGCGCGGUCAGGUGAAGGACCUGGAGGAGAAGCUGGAGACCCUGAAGAUGAAGCGGACGGAGGACAAGGCCAAGCUGAAGGAGCUGGAGAAGCACAAGAUCCAGCUGGAGCAGCUGCAGGAGUGGAAGACCAAGAUGCAGGAGCAGCAGGCCGAGCUGCAGAAACAGCUCAAGGAGGCCAAGAGGGAGGCAAAAGAGGCUCAGGAGGCGAAGGAGCGUUACGUGGAGGAGAUGUCGGACACGGCGGAUGCGAUCGAGAUGGCGACUCUGGAUAAGGAGAUGGCUGAGGAGAGGGCGGAGUCUCUGCAGCUGGAGGUCGACUCCCUGAAGGAGAAAGUGGACGAGCUCACCAUGGACCUGGAGAUCCUCAAGCAUGAGAUCGAGGAGAAAGGUUCGGACGGUGCGGCCUCCAGUUACCAUGUGAAACAGCUGGAGGAGCAGAACGGGAGACUGAAGGAGGCACUGGUCAGGAUGCGCGACCUGUCGGCGUCAGAGAAGCAGGAGCAUGUGAAGUUGCAGAAGCAGAUGGAGAAGAAGAACGUGGAACUGGACACUCUGAGAGGCCAGAAAGAAAAACUGCAGGAGGAGAUGACGGUGGCAGAAAAGACCAUCGACGAGCUCAAAGAGCAGGUGGAUGCAGCGUUGGGGGCGGAGGAGAUGGUGGAGACUCUGACGGAGAGGAACUUGGACCUGGAGGAGAAAGUCAGGGAGAUGAGAGAGACAGUCACCGACCUGGAAGCUAUAAACGAGAUGAACGACGAACUGCAGGAGAACGCCAGAGAGACGGAGCUGGAGCUGAGGGAGAUGUUGGAUCUGGGCGCCGCGAGAGUCCGAGAGGCUGAGAAACGUGUGGAAGCUGCGCAGGAGACAGUCGCUGAUUACCAGCAGACCAUCAAGAAAUACCGAGAGCUCACAGCUCACCUGCAGGAGGUGAACAGAGAGCUGACCAGCCAGCAGGAGGCCUCAGCGGAGCUGCAGCAGCAGCCGCCUGCAGAGAUGUUUGACUUCAAGAUUAAGUUUGCGGAGACGAAGGCCUACGCCAAG